GAAGCCGCGUGUUUGAACAGCCGCCUAUGCCCGCAUUGACUAGGAGCAACUACCUUUCCGAAGAAGAAAAGUUGGCUGCUGCCAACCCUUCUAUCGACCCUUCCAUCCCGGCAGAACACAUGAAGCGUGCAUUAGACGUGCUUAAAAACGUUGCCAAGAAAUAUUCAGAUGAUGUUGAGUUUUUCCCUGGUGGCAGCCUUAGGGUGCAAAGUGCCGUUAAUGACGAUCCAAAAAGUGGCUGCCACACAAUGACGACAAACUGGAGCGAAUGUUCAUCUUCCUGCGGCAUCGGGAGGCGAAUGCGGUUGACGCGGGGCGUAAAAGGCUCAUCCUGCUUGACAACAGCAGAACCAGAGAUUUGCGUUUCAUCAGUCGGGUGCAAAAGUGGAGAACAGUUUCUAACGGCAGUGGAAGGAGAGUUGAAAAUUGUCCCCCAACCAGCUAAAGAAGAACUCGGUAGACUGUUGAUGAAAAACAUCAAACUCAACGUUAGAGUAGAGAAACAAUUAGUGUGCAAGGAGUAUGACACGGGAUUUACCUCUCGGGCGUACAACGACAAGGGACUGGUGGGAGCGUUUGGGUUUGGGAGGCAAUUCCGCCUUUUCCAGAAAUAUGAUGCAGGAAAAGGUACCUGUGUAGGGGACAUUGAUGUUCAAUAUGUCUCCAGGUUUCAAAAAUUGACAAUGGGCGAAUUUAGCAAGAGUAUUUUGGACGACCAUAACUUCAUCAGAAACCAGCACGGCAUUCAGGAGCUGAAGUGGAACCCCGUCAUUGCAGCCAAUAUGUUAGACUAUCUUCGGCAACAGAAUGAAUAUGAGCAGUGCCGUAUGGAGCAUUCUCCAUUAAGUUUUCGUAAUCUGCCGGGCGUGAAAAGCCCUUUGGGAGAGAAUCUGUACACUGCCUGCUCUCUGGGCGUAUUUCCGCGUGAGGUGGCUACCGCUUGGGCCACUGAGGGCAACUGCUUCAGGUUCGGAAAGAUUGGGAACCCUUGCACCGGCGUUUUGGGUCCCAAGUGCAGCACCGAGAUGCAUGCAAAAGGGCUUAUGACGGGCCACUACACUGCCACGGUGUGGGAGGCUUCCACGGAAGUGGGAUGCGCAUACGUCCUCUGCAAUAGAAAGUGCCAGCACAAUAGGCCGGUCAUUCUCGUCGGCUGCCAGUACAGCCCAUCUGGAAACAUAGUGGGGAAAACGCCAUUUUCAAAAGACGUGGCGAUGAGGGCGCAAGGUUUCUUCCCGCAGCUGCUGCCGGAGGCCUCUGAGGACCCUAAAAAGGUAAAGGAAUGCGAGAGGUUUAGGCAAGAAAUGGAAAAGAAAAACCCUGAAGUGGACUUUAUAGCAAAAUGGCAGUAA
This is a messenger RNA of Eimeria acervulina, 1352 nucleotides long. RefSeq lists its product as hypothetical. Gene Ontology annotation, cellular component: extracellular region. The annotation marks the transcript as partial. Gene Ontology annotation, biological process: signal transduction. The record is from RefSeq and is a predicted model, not a curated record. Lineage: Eukaryota; Apicomplexa; Conoidasida; Eucoccidiorida; Eimeriidae. The transcript has 10 exons.